CAAAAUGGCGGACGAUGAAAAGAAGGAUGAGAGCGUGGCUUGCGAAAAUACCCCAAACAGUAGCGAAGAUCACGAUAGUGGCAAUUCAGUGACAUCGACAACUGAUAUCGCAUCACCCAGAGAUGCACCUAAGAUCAGUCGGCCACCUCUGUUCGGUGCUCGACCGAUGGCUAUGCCAAGGAUGAGAGGUCCUCCACCAGGUCCCCCAGGGAUACGACCACCACUGACAGGAUUUCGGCCACCACCUAUGGGUCACAUGAUGCGUGGGCCGCCUCCUCCAGUAAGACCGCCUUUUGGGAGACCGCCAUUUGAUACAACAAUGCCGAUGCCUCCACCGACUGGUCUACCACCACCAUUUCAUAUGCAGAGACCAAUGCCGCCACCACCUAUGCCGAUGCCGAAUCAGAUGCCGCCACACUCCACUGUGUCUAUGCAGCAUGCUGUUGCAGCUGCAGCAGCUCAGGCCCCAGACAUAUGGGUUGAAAACAAAACACCUGAAGGAAAGACUUACUACUACAACGCGCGUACUAGAGAAUCCACCUGGACAAAACCAGAAACUGUGAAAGUCAUUCAGCAAUCAAGAACUGCAGGCCCUGGCUGCAUCAGGAAAACACCCACUACCACUGUUAUGUCAUCAACUGCUGCAGCUGCAACAACUGCCAGUACUACUGUGACCACAGUAGCUGCAACAACAACUGCUGUUCCUACUGUCACUACCAGUCAAAUGACUCCUACGUCAUUACAUAUAUUUCAUGGUAAGAAACUAUUCAGGCCAGUGGUUUCUGUGGCAUCAUCUCCCCAGCCAAUGUUGCCACCACCACCUAUGAAUAUGAUACCAGGAAUGCCAAUGAUACCACCAUUCCGGAUGCAUGGAGUACCACUUCCUGCAAUGCCUCUUCCAAUACCAGGUAUGAUGCCUCCUACACUGCCAGUUGGGAUGCUGCCCCCUCCCCAGGUUGCAGUAACCACCGUACCAACAGUCCUGAAGCCUUCAUCUCCCCAUAGUGAAUGGUCUCACCAUAAGAAUGCUGACGGAAGAACCUAUUAUUAUAACUCUCGUACCAUGGAAUCCACGUGGGAGAAACCAAAUGAACUGUUAGAUUUGGAGAAAAAACCUGCAGAAAAAGAGAAAGAAACUGAAGAGGAACCUGUGAAAAUGGAAGUAGAGGAAAAUGAAAGUAAAGUAGAGGAAACCAAGGAGGUUAAAGAAGAUCCAGAAACUGUAGAAAAACCCAAAGAAGGAGAUAAAUCAAAACCAAUUCAGAGUAAACCAGUCCCUGGAACACCAUGGUGUGUUGUGUGGACUGGAGAUGAGAAGGUGUUUUUCUACAAUGCUAGUACUCGUGCGUCACUCUGGGAGAAACCAGAGGAUUUGAAGGGUAGAACUGAUGUAGAUAAAAUGGUACAGGAACGGCCAUGGCAACCAAAGGAUGAAGACUAUGAUUUACACUCUGAUUUAAAUAAGAAGAAAUUAGAAGACCCUCUUGAUGAUGAACCAAAGGCAAAGAAGAAAAGAGAUGAAAAAUCUGAAGUUGAUCCUGAGAAAGAAGCUGCAAUUGAAGCGGAAGUAAAAGCUGCCAGAGAGAGAGCAAUAGUACCUUUGGAGAUUAGAAUGAAGCAGUUUAAGGAUAUGUUAUAUGAAAGAGGUGUAUCAGCCUUCUCUACCUGGGAUAAGGAACUACACAAGAUUGUUUUUGAUCCGCGUUAUCUGUUGCUGAGCCCACGAGAGCGAAAGCAAGUAUUUGAGAAAUAUGUAAAACAGAGAGCGGAAGAAGAGAGAAAAGAAAAGCAUAGUAAAAUGAAAGAAAAGAAAGAGGAAUUCAGAUCACUUUUAGAAGAAGCAAAGCUGACAUCAAGGACAACAUUCAGUGAGUUUGCCACCAAGUAUGCCAAAGAACGUCGUUUCAAAAUCAUUGAUAAGAUGAGAGAGCGGGAAGGAUUAUUCAACGAGUAUAUGCUACAAGUACGCAAGAAAGAAAAGGAGGAGGGCAGAUCACGGCAAGAAAAGAUUAAAGGAGAUUUCAUUGCUCUCUUGAGUGAAUGUAAGUCAAUUGAUAAACAUAGUAAAUGGAGUAAAGUUAAAUCAGGAUUGGAUUCAGACAGUCGAUACAAAGCUGUGGAAGACAAGAAAACAAGAGAAUUGUGGUAUCAAGAAUACAUCUCCACUACAUUCAAGGAAAUAAACGAAGGUGCCGAACGACAGAAGAGAAUUGAAGCAAGUAUACGUGAAAGAGAACGAGAAGUUCAGAAAACUAGAUUAGAGCAGCUGAAAGAACUAGACCGGGAAAGAGACCAGCAUAAAAAAGAUGAAGCAACACAGCAUUUCAAAGCAUUAUUAGCUGAUUUGGUACGGGAUUCUGAUGCAGCAUGGAGGGAUACAAGGAGACAGCUUCGUAAAGACCAUAGAUGGGAUUUCUGCCGCUUGUUGGAGAGAAGUGAGAAAGAGAAACUAUUUCAUGAACACAUUAUUGCAUUAUCUAAGCGGAAGACAGAGCAGUUCAAAUUAAUGUUGACAGAGUCACCUCACGUAACUUUGACGACAUCAUGGAAAGAUGUCAGGAAACACAUAAAAGAUGAUCCAAGAUAUGUCAAGUUUUCUUCAAGUGAUCGGAAACGAGAACACGAGUACAGUAUUUAUAUUCGCGAUAGACGUAUUGCUGCUAAAGCUGAUUUUAGAAACUUGCUUCGGGAAACUAAAUUCAUUACUUAUAGAUCAAGAAAUUUAGUGAACACCAGUGACAGUCAGCACUAUAAAGACAUUGAACAGAUUCUACAGAAAGAUAAACGUUAUUUAGUUCUUGAUAGUGUGCCCGAAGAACGCAAGAAAUUAUUAUUGUCAUAUAUUGAUGAUCUCAGUAUGAAAGGACCCCCUCCUCCUCCGACAGCAUCGGAGCCGUCUAGACGAAGUUCCAAACCAUAGGAGCGAUUACAAGACGACUACCUCUGCAUACUCAACAUGGAAGCAUUGUUAGAGAGUUUGACAAUCAUGUGCAUAAUCCAAUGAACAUUGCAGCUAAUUGGUUGUGUGUUUUGAUUAUCCAAAUUAGGUACAAUUGCAGUGAAAUUUAUUCCUGUGCAAAAUACACUACAAUUUGAUUAUAAAACAAUAGACAAACUUUCAACUGGAUACUUUGCCAUUAGAUGCUCUUCUGUGUUGUUUUCCUGUCAGAUGGUGGGUUCUUAAUUCUCAAUAUUGUUUGCUGCUGUUUUCCAGCCCCAUUCCGUUAGAUAUGUGUGGAUACCAAGAUGAUGCCAAUGGCUUUGUUGUGAAUGAAUGAAUAACAAAAAACUUUCUGAUGUUAUACUGAAAUUUCAGCAAUCCCCAUAACCAUGAUUUCCCAUGUGACUAAACACAGCAUGCAUUAUUCAUAGUAAGACAACUUUUUAUCAUCACACUCAGGACCCUUGUAACUAGAGAUGUUGCAUCAUGUUAAAUUCAAAAGUUGUGUAUUUUCUCAUUCAAAAUUCAAAUUCCAUGUUUUUUUAAAAACUGUACAUGUAUGUUCUUGUUGUGGGUUGUACAAUUAAAUUGUCCGUAGAGUCUGGCACUAAGAUUUAUUUUAACAUGGCUCAGGCAUAUAUUUUCAACAGUAUUGUAUCUACCAUACUCAAAUACAGGUAUGUGAUAAAAUAGACAUGCUAAUGCCUUUAAUAAGGAUCAUGACACAACAAACUAUUGUCUAAUAUCACUUCUCUUGUCUCUGCUGAAAGCCCUUAUUACUAGUCGUGAUAGUUUUUUUUUUUUGUAUAAAAAAUUAUUAAACUUUUAAGCAUUGUACAUGUAAAUGAUAGGAACAAUAUUAAAUAUAAAUGUGCUUUUUUUUCCCAGUCUUUAACGAUUUCUUCAAUCAUGUUCACCCAAUUUUGGAUUUUUUUGUUUGUUUUAUUUUAAAAUUUCAAUGUAAACAGGAAAGACGAGUUUGUUACUUUACUUGAUUUGACCAUUAUUUCUGCAGGGGUGGCAGGAUUAGAGUUUACAGGGCCAGAUUAUUUUUCUAUUCAACAGAUGAUGUACCACUUUUUUUUCACAGAGGCUUUAUGCACAUUUCAUGUGCUGUCGUUUCUUCCCAUACAUCUCUUUACAAUCCCGCCCCUCCCAGAAACAUCUACCCCUCUACCUCUCAACAGAGUCAGUCUUGUAUUGCUGCA
This is a messenger RNA of Saccoglossus kowalevskii, 4149 nucleotides long. Its product is annotated as transcription elongation regulator 1-like. Lineage: Eukaryota; Metazoa; Hemichordata; Enteropneusta; Harrimaniidae. Gene Ontology annotation, molecular function: RNA polymerase binding; transcription coregulator activity. Gene Ontology annotation, cellular component: nucleus. The record is from RefSeq and is a predicted model, not a curated record.